UCACAUUACGAUAUAUGCUAUAAUUGUAGUGUACUGUUUGUAAUAUUAUAACUUCUAAAACACGAGUUUCCCGCCAAAUGUAACAUAACAACGUAUGUUCCUUAAUUGUAAACAAUGGAUAUGUCUGAAGAAACACCGCAAAGUGAAUAUAUAUUACGACCAAUGAAUUGUGAGUUAAAUCAACUUUCUAUGCCUGAUGGAUCAGCUAUGCUAAUGCAAGGAAAUACUGCAGUAAUUGCCGGAAUUUACGGACCAGUAGAAGCAAAACUACAAAAAAUGAUUUAUGAUAAAGCAUCAGUUGAAGUAUCGUACAGUCCUAUCAAAGGUCCAACAAAGGUGGAUGAUAGAAUGACAGAAAUGUAUAUCAAAGAAACAUGUGAGGCUGCAAUAAUUGUUACUUUUCAUCCAGCAACUGCUAUAUGCAUUAAUGUACAGGAAUUAGAAGAUUCUGGUGGGAUGUUGGCUUGUACAAUAAAUGCAGCUUGUUUGGCGCUUAUUAAUGCUGGUAUUCCAAUGAAAUUUACUAUUGCAGCAAUAAAUUGUAUGAUACAGAAAGACAGUGAAGAUAUUAUACUAGAUCCUGACAAUAUCCAAUUACAGGAGGCCAAAGCAGAAUUUACAUUUGCAUUUGACAGCAUGGACAAAAAUGUUAUAUGCUGUUAUACUACUGGUUGUUUUACAGAGACAGAAUUUUUAAAAACAAUGGACAGGUGUAAACAAGCUAGCCAAUAUGUAUUUGAUUUCUAUAGAAAUCUUGUAAAAAAGUAUGCAAAUGUGAUAUAAUACAUAUUUUUGGGGAA
This is a messenger RNA of Frieseomelitta varia, 800 nucleotides long. It is a transcript of the gene Rrp46, whose product is annotated as exosome complex component RRP46. Gene Ontology annotation, cellular component: nuclear exosome (RNase complex); nucleolus; cytoplasmic exosome (RNase complex). The record is from RefSeq and is a predicted model, not a curated record. The transcript is spliced from 5 exons. Gene Ontology annotation, biological process: U4 snRNA 3'-end processing; poly(A)-dependent snoRNA 3'-end processing; nuclear mRNA surveillance. Lineage: Eukaryota; Metazoa; Arthropoda; Insecta; Hymenoptera; Apidae. The coding region runs from base 115 to 783 and encodes 222 amino acids.